Molecule: messenger RNA, 1484 nt
Organism: Mytilus californianus (California mussel)
Lineage: Eukaryota; Metazoa; Mollusca; Bivalvia; Mytilida; Mytilidae
Product: G-protein coupled receptor moody-like
Exons: 1
Coding region: 521-1459 (312 amino acids)
Biological process (GO): G protein-coupled receptor signaling pathway
Cellular component (GO): membrane
Molecular function (GO): G protein-coupled receptor activity
Source: RefSeq, a predicted model, not a curated record
UUGACUACAGUGAAAAGAAAUAAUUACAACAGCUGAAAAUAAAGCCAAUUCCUCAGAGCAAAGAGAAAAGUUAAGGAUUUAUCAGAUAAAAAGAACUUCUGUGAUAACGGUCACUGAAGAAAUGAAUAUUUGUACUAUCAGGAGAUAAUUUGAUUGUUUACACACCACAAGAUACUUAUUUACAAAUAAUAAAUCAUUAAUUCUAUGUUAACUGCACCUUUAAGUUAUACCUGUAAAAAUGUCAUGUAAAGUUAAAAUAGAUUUUGAUCUAAAUGUUUAAAUUUUAAUAAGAGUCAAAAAUGAGGAAUACUUAUCUUUUCUAAAAGUUAAAUAAUACUAAAAGGAAUAUAAAUUAAAUUGGACUAUUGAACAGUGGAGACAUUAAUUAUAAGUAUUUUUAAAAAAUGUGAAAGUGAAAUAUAAGUUGGAUUUUAUUUUACAAAACUUCUAUCCUAAUAUGUUUUUAACAAAUUAUAUAUAUGAACUAUCAUGACAAAUUAAUUUUACCUAGAGGAUAGUUAUGAACGUGUCAAGUAACUGUGUGGAAUGGUGGUGUGAUGAACCUGAGACAUUACUGGCAUUAGAAAUUAUUAUCAUCAUUCUCUGUUUAAUUGGAAGUGGUGGAAAUAUUCUAACUGUGCUAGCCAUCUGUUUCUCCAGUUUACGUUUCAAUAUAAACUGUGUUCUAAUUGGAAGUUUAAGUUUUGCUGGAAUUUUAUACUGUUGUUUGAUCCUACCAUUAGAAGUUGUGACAUUUCACAGACAAAAUCAUUCAGUUCCGCCAUUAUUCUGUAAUGCCGUCGGAGGAAUUCGAUACACACUUGUGGGUGUUAUUGUGAUACAUUUAGGAAUAAUUGCACUGUAUCGGUACCUUAAUGUUGUACAUUUGGCACAGUAUCAAAAACUUUCCAAGACAAAACCUUUGAUAAUAACAAUUGCUAUUGGGUGGUUACUGCCACUUGUGUUUACAAUGCCGGCUUCAUUCCAAGUCUGGGGUGGAUAUACGUAUGUUCCUGCCAUUUUAGCCUGUACGUUCGAUAGAGACAUAGAACAAUCAAACAGAAUUGUCACUGUAUCACUAGGUUUUAUAGUACCAUGUAUUUUCAUAAUAUUCUGUUAUGCUAGAAUAGGAAUCAGAGCAUAUGGAAGCUCAAAACGUGCAAAAAGCACGUCUCUCAUGAAAGCUUUGCGUCUUUCUGCAAUGAUGUUGUGUAUAUUUGCAGCAUAUUUUGUUGGGACAUUUCCUUAUUUCAUUGUCAAUAUUCAUGACCAAUCAUUUUCUAAACCUGUCCAUCAUAUCUGGACAACAUUCUUAGGAUGGACACUUUACUGUAUAAAUCCUAUAGUGUAUACAGUUAUGGAUUUAAAAUUCCGCAGAGCCUAUAAACAACUUCUCUUGUGUAAAUGUGAAAAAAAUCCUGUAAGAAGGGUAGCUUCAGGUAUAAGUACAAGAGUGUAAUAUUAAAUGUUUCUGUAUUUCUUUA